Molecule: messenger RNA, 2739 nt
Organism: Oxyura jamaicensis (ruddy duck)
Lineage: Eukaryota; Metazoa; Chordata; Aves; Anseriformes; Anatidae
Gene: LBH
Product: LBH regulator of WNT signaling pathway
Exons: 3
Coding region: 91-423 (110 amino acids)
Biological process (GO): positive regulation of DNA-templated transcription
Cellular component (GO): nucleus
Source: RefSeq, a predicted model, not a curated record
GGCGGCCGCGGGGCGCGGAGCCGUGCGGAGCUAUCGGGCUGCUGCGGUGCCUCCAUCACCUCCCUGGUGGGCGGCCUCCGUUGGGGCUUCAUGUCUGUGCUCUGCCCUCUGCCCUGCCCCGAUUAUCUGAGAUCAGCUGAAAUGACUGAAGUGAUGAUGAACACCCCAGCUAUGGACGAGAUCGGGCUAAGCCCCCGCAAGGACGGCCUGUCAUACCAGAUUUUCCCCGAUCCCUCUGACUUCGACUGUUACUGCAAGCUGAAGGACCGCCUGCCCUCAAUCGUGGUGGAGCCAACAGAGGGCGAUGUGGAGAGCGGUGAGCUAAGAUGGCCGCCGGAAGAGUUCCUUGUGCAGGAGGAGGACGAGGAGGAGGAGGAAGAAGAAAACUGUGAAGAUGCAAAGAAGGACAACAAGGAGCAAUAAAUGGCUUCUAGGGAAAGGCAAGGGACUGCACCCUUCUAAAGGAAGAGCCACACUUUUUCGAAAGGCUUUUUAAAGGAAAAAAAAAGACAAGUUCAACUUUGCACCUGCAAGAUCUUAGUUUUUUUGUAUUCUCUGUAUUGAGAACUGAAGCCCUCAGUGUCAGCAGACCUUCUGAGGAAGGAAGUGUCGCAGAGAAAUGUUUGCUGUUCUUGAGAUCACUAUCUGUAUUUUUCCAAGGUGGAGACAGCAGUGAAAUUCUGAGCACGUGGUGGAGGGUGACCACACAAAGGAUGCUGGAGGGGGGAGCAUGGGGAUGGAGGAGUGUGGAGGGAAAGCAAGCACAGCAGUGCUCAGCUGUGAGCUGCCUCUGACCAAAAGCCUGAGAACAGAGGAGUCAUCUCUCAGAUCUGCCUUUCUUAAAGCUUCCAUUUUGUGUGUCUGAAGGUAGAAGGGUGUCCAUAGCAAAGCAUUGCUAAAUGCUCUACUGCUGAGGGGCCCAUAGCUCUCUCCAGUUCAGCACCUCCUAGAGUCAUGUUGGGGUCAUACAUCCAUAGGAGUAGUGGGCUUCUUGCUCUCGAGCCUGUACCAGUCACUUUCCUAAAGCUGGUUUUUCCCCCUCAGUUUGCCUUUAGCCCUUUCGGUGCUGAACAGCUGUAUUUGCAGGGUGAUGUUAGGCUGCUGCUUGUCAUCUCUGCUGCUGCAAGGAUCUAGUUUAUCUUGCAGGUGAUUAGCAUGAGGUAGUGCAAAUCCAAUGUAAAGACACAUUCUGUUUGCAGCAUGAGCUCAUGUAGAUUUGAACACCUUGGAUUUUUCUCUCCUAUUCGCCAAGGCUGCUGCUGUUGGUCUUGUCUUGUUUCUAUGCCCAAAGCUACAGGGUGGGGAUUACACCUGCUUGCCUUGGUGUCUGAGGCUGUAGGGUUUCAUAUCUCCUACUUGCUGCAUCAUGGGCUUGUGAGGGCUGGGUUGGGGGAUCUACAGCUUUGAACUGCAGGGCCUCUUCAUACCCUGGCAGUGCAGGGCAGGUUUGGCUGCUCCUGUAGGAACCUGCAGAGGGGGGAGUGCUGCCAGAACCGGAGGUAACCCAAAUGUUAGAUACCAGAUCUAGGGUGGAUUGCCAGUGGGAAGGGCGAGGGCUGCUGUUUAAAGAGUAUUAGCCUGAGUGUCCUGAGAUAGGAUGUCUGCUUUGUGGCAUGGGUGAAACAUUUGUAGGUGUUUAACGAAGUGCAGAUUGGUUUGCAAAGUCUGUGGCUGUCCUUAUUUACCAUAUCCUGCUCCAAGGAGGAAUAUCCUGUCUCUGGGGAGGAGGCAAUUCUGCUGCCAAACAGGGUAACCCACUGUUUUCCUGGAAAGUGAUGCUCUUGUGGCUUUGUGGAUCAGCUCAGGGAGCCAGUUGCUCUUGGAAUAGGAUGAGAACAGUUACUACCUAAACCAAAUCUGGAGUCACAGAAGAGGAAAAGAAGUGUCAAGGCCUUAACCAAACUUUCAUAAUAAUCCCAAUGCCACCCCCCUUUGCUUAUAACAGGUUUCAUUUUUAAAAUCUAUUUGAACAUGUGUAUUUGUAUUUUUAAUACCUCAUAAGUAGUUAAGUGCUGGUGGGGGUUGGGAACUACUUUAAAAAUGUUGACAGGAUUGUUUCAGUCUUUGUGUUUCAACAUAAUGGCAAUAACUUAUCAGUUCUGCAUCACUGUUUCAGACAGAUAGGAGUUCGGAGAUGAGUUAGCACACAGCAGGACAAAUUCAGUGUUCCUACACUGCAGCUGGUCUCUAACCUAGUGAUGCAGGCCUGAUUAUACGUUCUCCUUGACUGUCUGGGUGGAUGGAUUGUCACGGAAUGGUCAUGAUGUAGCGAUGCCACUUUCUCUGACAAUUGUUUCAGCUGUUGUAUCUGUAACACUUGUUCUAGUCUUGCUGUUGUAAUGGAAUGAGCUCGUACACCUGUAUACCAGCCAGUUGUCCUAUUUCUAAGUGUUACCCUGUUGGUCUCAGGCUGUACCACUAAGUCAAAAGCUGUAUAUCAAAGAUAAUACCAUGUUGCAGCAAUGAGAUGGCAAUCCUUGGACUUCAAAGCUGCUGUCUGCCCUAAAGACUUGUGUAGUUCUGUCUGCAUCCUUUUUUGGAAGUAUUGUGUAUAUUUCUAUUUGUCGUUGAAUGCAUCUAAAGAACAAAGCACUCCAGUAAAAAUCCUCCUGUUGUAUGAUAUACAUUCUAUAUUUCUGUAAUUCUUUUUUGAGCCUCAGGGAGAAGCUAGCAUUUUUUUCAAACUACAUUUUUGUCACUGUGACAGUUGUAAAUAAAGUUUGAAAAUGCUUUCCAAAC